Molecule: messenger RNA, 6779 nt
Organism: Dreissena polymorpha
Lineage: Eukaryota; Metazoa; Mollusca; Bivalvia; Myida; Dreissenidae
Product: chondroitin sulfate N-acetylgalactosaminyltransferase 2-like
Exons: 5
Coding region: 1265-2950 (561 amino acids)
Cellular component (GO): Golgi cisterna membrane
Molecular function (GO): glucuronosyl-N-acetylgalactosaminyl-proteoglycan 4-beta-N-acetylgalactosaminyltransferase activity
Source: RefSeq, a predicted model, not a curated record
CACUCCAUUAGGGAAUAACCACAGUUUGAUAAACUCUAAUUAUUCUUGAUAAGGAGUAGCAUGUGUGAUGAGGAUAUUGGUAAACCACAGUAAAUGGUUGAGGAGGGAAAUUCAGGAAAUUGUUUCUGAAAUGUGGUGGAGUUACUUUUAGUGACAGAGGCGAGGUGUUUUUUUCCAGUCUUGGUUUUUAUAAGUGGCUGAUCUUUCCAAUGGAUUUUGGGAUGGUGAUUUUGGAUUGACGCUGCAAUAGCUUUAUUCGUAUUCGUGAUGCUAGCCUUUGCUUGGGACCAGAAAUAAAGCAGUCAAUCUUUACUGUUUGAUGAUUAAAACUUUGUUAAAGAGAAGUCACAAAAACAAUCCCACACAAUGCUUUGAAGUAAAGUACUUUUACCAACCUAACAUAGAGAGAGACUGUACCAAUAGGAACUGAGAUGAAGGAAGAUAUGGGUAGAAACAGUUGAAUCUGGACUUAGCUUCCUUAUGAUCUAAGUAUGAAAAAUCAUGUUGGAAAGACACAAAUAUUGGAGUAAAACAACAAUUGUUACAAUCUGUUUGAUCUUUAAAAUAUUUUGGAACGGUAAUCAAGGAAAUAAUUUUGAGAAGUGAAUGACUAUUUCUUUAUGAAUAGAAACAAAAAACAACAGCAAGAAGCAUGUGAAACAGGACAGGAUAAUAACUGCUGAUUUGAGAUUAAUUUGUGUAGGUUAUAAUACACUGAAACAGGGAUUGUGGGGAUAUUCUGGUGGAUUAUAUGUUAUCACUUUGGCAAUAGAUCUAUUGUCAGUUUAUACAACAGAUCAAAAAGAACACUGGUUGAAAUUACCUUUUUUGAACCCUGAUAAAUGAUGAAAGGUGUCUAAAUGGAUCACUGUUUGAUGGUUUGUUUCCUAAUUUAAUAAAAUUACCAGAAAUGAGUGUUUUAUGUGAGAAAGAUUUGAAAGGGGAAAUCAAAACUUGAAAAGCUGAACAUGCUUAAAAGAACUUUGAAGCCGAAUAUAUGUCAGGCAUUUAAUGGGUGAAAAUGUUAACAGGAUGGACAGUUGUGGAUAUUACUUGACCAUGUAUGUUACGACUGCAACGCUAUUCAUCUGGAAAAAAAAAAAUUCAAUGAUCGAGCUGUGUCUGUGAAAUAAGUAAUGUAUAAAUCAUUUUGUAUACAUCACUAAACAAUAAUUGGAGUUUGAUAAGCAGGAAAUGGAUGGCGAUAUCACAGAUUUCUAAUAAAGGUAAUGAGUUGCUUAUUGGCUGAAAAACAACCAUCAUAAUGAAGAAAAUGUACAACAGGAUGAGCCAACAGAUGCCCAGGGUCAUUUUCCUCCUCUUCUGUCUAUCGAUGAUGUCCAUGAUGUAUGUGGCAAAAUUCGGAGUCUACAUGGACGCUCAGUUUCGAAGCGAGCGGCGCCUGGUCGAGUUCUCAAGCAAACAGCCCAGUGAGAUUGAGCGAGAUUCCUCGAGGGAAGUGGUGGCGUCCCUACAAGAGAGGAUACGUAACCUUGAGAAUCUCCUGGCAUCGACAAGUGAGAAAGCCAAGCAUCUCACUAGUCAGGUCACCAACCAAACGCUGCUGAUACGUUCGCUGCAGGAGUUUAAAAAUAGCACUGAGAAGAAUAUGGAAUCCACCUCUACCAGGGUCAGCUCAAAUACCUCUGAAAUAAUGACGGACAUUUUGAACAACGCCGAAAUUCUAAAAGGUGUCGCUUUAAAAUCUGAGUACGAGCUCAUUCCAUUUACUAAAUUUACAUUAAACAGGAUUUUUCUCGUCGAGCCCGGUUUAGGUCGAAGAGUGGUUGAAAAGCCGAUUGGAUAUAAGAGGAAGGAUAUUAACGAUGUCAUCUUGUAUGCCAUGGGUGAAUUGAACAAACGUAGGACCGCUGACAUGAAGUUGUACGAGAUGGAGGAUUUCAUAGAGGGGAUGUAUCGCACUGAACCUUUGACGGGCACACAGUACGAGCUAUAUUUCAGAGAUAUCGAUAAUUCUAAUAAAAGAUCCUCGUAUAAAAAAAUUACAGUUGUCAGACCCUUUACAACUUUGUACAAUGUUGAGGAGACUUCUAAAAACACUUCUGACACCUGGAUAAAUUUGGUGCUUCCAUUGUCGGGAAGGAAAGACGCCUUCCAGCAAUUUUUGUCUCGCUUUAUCCGAGUUGUGAUCAAUCAGGACCAACGAGUGUUUCUGACUGUGGUUUACUUUGGUCAGGACGGUCUCGAAGAUGUGAAAAAUCUCAUGACAUCCACUGCAAAAACUUAUCGAUAUAAACAUAUGAAGCUUGUUACACUAAAGGAAGAAUUUUCCAGAGGGAGGGGUUUGCAGGUGGGCGUAUUAAGUUGGAAGACCAAUGACGUUAUAUUGUUCCUCUGUGAUGUGGAUAUUGUGUUUAACCUAGAUUUCUUGGAACGAUGCCGACUUAACACGGAGAAAGGGAAGAGGGUGUAUUUUCCCAUCGUGUUCAGUCUGUACAAUCCCAAUGUUGUGUACAGCCUUCAGGACAUGCCCAUUCCGGCGGAAAAAGAACAACUAGUCAUAUCAAGAAACACUGGCUUCUGGCGAGACUUUGGUUACGGUAUGACCUGCCAGUAUCGAUCAGACUUUAAGUCUGUGAAUGGCUUUGAUGAGUACAUUUCAGGGUGGGGUGGUGAGGACGUCUUUCUGUAUCAAAAAUUCGUUAAAAGUGACUAUAUGGUUAUUCGGGCCACUGAUCCUGGCAUUUUCCACCUCUGGCACGCCAAACAGUGUGACCCGAAGCUGAACUCUGAGCAGUACCGAAGUUGUAUACGUUCCAAAGCACUCAACGAGGCAUCGCAUGCGCAACUGGGCUUGUUGGCCUUCAAGGACGAAGUGCGACUGCACAAGUCGCUGGCUGGAAACCAGACUGGGCUGCCCCCUCAGAUUGGUCUUAUUGAUGGACCUUCGUUGAUCAGAAGUCACGAGGCACGGGAACCUGUUAGAUGACACAUGAUACCUCAAUAAAUAGAGCCUUGUUCUGGGAAAACUGGGCUUAAUGCAUGUGCAUAAAGUGUCAUUCCAGAUUCGCCUGUGCUAAUGGGGCUUAUUCGGGAUGACACUUUCCCCUUUUGUUUAUUUUUUAUUUGUUUAAAGUAGGCCUAUUUUAAACGAAAAUAUUGUUAAAGCGGAAAGUUUUUGACCCUGAUUAGCCCAAAGGACUACACAGGCUUAUCUUGGAGAACCCUUAAUGAACAUGCAUUAAGACCAGUUUUCUCAAAAUGAGGCUGAUAUAGUAGAUGGUAGUAUAUUUUUGUAAUUUUGUGUACAAUUAAAAUCACAAGUAUUUUUGUAUUUCUUAAAUCUAUUGUUAAUUGACAGAAAGCUAUUUUCUGUUUUGAAUAAUUGAACAGUGUUACAACCUAUCAAUUUAUGUUAAAUUUUUUAGAGGAAAGUAAAAAUGAAAUCGAGCAAAUGUUUAUAAAAAAUAGGUUUACGGAUUUGAUUUAUUUUAAUUUUAAAGACAAAUCAGUAUUUUAUUUGUUUGUGGCUACUCCUUUAAUAAAUGUUUUUUUUUCUGUAAACCUGAACACAUAGGAAGGAUUAAAAAUAAUCUUAGUCAACAAUUCACUUAAGGUUUUAACCAUGUAUAAUUCGUUUUGUGUUCAGUUACUUGUAAUUAAUCUUAUGACAGGAUUUCUUGUUGCACCAAAAUCUUUUGUUUGCAUCAUGUUGAACAAUGAGUAAUGACAGAUUAGAAAUAUUAAGUUUAUUUAAAUAUUAAAUGCAAGUGCUACAGUACUGUACAAUUAUGUCUUCAAGUUAUUAUAGCCUUACCUAGUCCUUUAAUUAACAUGUGUUUAGAGUCAAAACCUGUUCGAUAACACUGAAAACUUAAUGUGAAAAGUUACUUAUUAGCCAUUCAUCAAAUAUUUUUAUUUUUUUCUGUCAUUCAUACUCAAGUGGUUAAAAGUCAAAAUACAGAAGCGAAUAUCGAUGCAGUGCAUCUGUGUCCGCAUUAUGUGGCGAGUAUGCUUAUUAAUAUUAUCAGCAUAAUUAUGUUACAGUUGUAUUUAAAUAUAUAUUACACUAUGCCUAAUAAAGGAUCUCUUUUAUAACAACGAUAGUCGAUAAUUUUGAUCUCUGUCUUUUUUAAUAGCAGGAUCAGCAGAUAUUGUGUUUAAAUGGAUAGACGUGUAUUUUACAAAAGAGUAAAAGAUGGUCCUUAAUUAAGACUAUAUUGGAUGUUAAUUUGGUUCAAGACUGCGAUACUUCUGUUCACUUCAAACUAUGAUUUGUUUACUGAUUUAUAACAUUUAUUGCAGUUUGUUCGUCUACUUUCAUUAUGUAUCGUAUGAUACAAGUGUUAUCUGCAGGGAUUCACAAUUCAUUAUUUUAUUUAUUUGCAUAUCUAUUUAUAAGGCUUGAAAGCCAUAAGUGACAAAUGGACAUUUUAUUUAAUGUGGUGUGUUCUUGUUGUUGUUGUUGUUGAUGUUGAUUUCUAGUUCUUUGAGAUUGUUUUUUUUUUGUUAUGUUACUUUAAGUUUUGAAUGUGUUUAUUAAUUCAGUUCAGUGAAAAUUCAUGUACAGUUGACACAUUGUGUUAGUAAUUAGCUGCAAUUUUUUAACUUUGAAUUACAAAUAACAAUUCACCUAGCAAUACACUUGGGUUGGCAAGUUUCACAGCUCAUACUGUAGCAGUGAAAACCAACAUGUACAUUUAUCAUCUAACUUUGAAAACCAAGAACUGAAGAAAUUAUGAUGUGUUAAUUUGUUUUAAUUGAAGUACAUGUAUGUGUUUGUUGAUACAUUCAUGCCUAGUUACAUGGAGAUGUACUAAACAAUGCUACCAGCAAUGCAUGUAUAUCAAACAAUUUUUAUUUGUGCUAGUACUUUGUUUAAAUGUUGUGUUUGUUUUUCAUGUAUAUUGAAUUAGUGCCUAAGUGAAUUCCACACUGUAAAGUCAUUAUUAUACAAAUGUAGUUGAACUCAAGUGCCUAACUCUUUACCAUGUUGUUGUUCAAACUUCAGUAUUUAUUAUAAAGUGUGUUUAAAGUAACAAGUGUGUGCUGUAAUUAGUUAAAGUCAAGUGCCUUUGUUGUGGUUCUAACAUCAGUAUUUACCAUUUAGUGUCUUAAAGGGACCAUCAACCACCAAUGACAAAAAAAUAAAAGUUCUAAAAUACUGUAUUUUUUUACAAUUAUUAGUUUAUAUUGAUUAAAAUAUCACGACUGGUAAAUUACAUUACUUGAAAAAAGUUGUACAGUGUUCAUAUUUUCAUAUAUUCGGUAAUAAAAUUUUACUGGGCAUGUGUACCAGGUGACUACCUGUUAACUAUAAAUAACGCAAGCAGAUUGAUCAUCAGCGUCACGUAAUAAACCCAGGAAUGCAAAUUGUGCAUGCAUAGUGAAUUGUAUAUAUUUUAUAUAUAAAUGACCAGUCUACCUGCGUUAUUUAUAGUGUGUAUAUCGUUAUGUCACCUAUUUUCGCGAUGUACUUUGAUUUCACAUUGCGAAAUUUUAUUAUUGAAUAUACAGGCUUGGCGAAAUUGGAAAAAAUCUAACGGUCAUCUGUACAGGCAUUUCAGAAAAUGUGCCGGUCCGGAGAAAAUUUUGUCAGACCGAAAAAAAAACAACACAACUAUGUACAUUAACAUAAAUAAUGCUGAUCAUCCAAAGAAAUAUGUAACAGGGCAUCUAAUUGGUCAAACUAUAUUAAACUGACCAACAAUAUCCAUUUAGGCAUUAUAACAACGUAAACUAAAGUAAGGAGGAAGUAUUGAAAAUAAAAUUGCGGUUAACGGACAUUAACUUGUACAAUUUUAAAUGAUAACUUGUUUGAGACCUAUGACGAGUGCAUGUUAUAAAGAUAUCACUAGAACAUUGUUUAUAUUUUAUAAACAACCUUUUUAAAGCCAUGCUUCAUACAGAAAUUCAUAUUUUAAUGUCCUUAUCAACUCGAAAAAUAUGUCAAAGCUACCAAGAUCUUUUUUGUUAGAACGCAGUUGCCGAUUUUGCGACUGAGUUUGAAGUAGGUGUUGUGUAACCAGUUGGAUUUGCUAAUUGUACGCAACAAUCUUACUGCAAACAUCAAAACAAUGAGGGAUUUCAUUUUCAUGAUGUAGUAAGGGAUUUGCUCUUCGAAUUUUUAACAUUGAAAAAAAAAAUAUUUGUUUGCAUUCAUUUCACAUUUUGCCGGUCGCCAGGACCGAUAUUCUUGUUAAACCUACCGGACCAAAUGGAAAUCUGCCAGUCAGAACCGGCAAUUUCGCAGAAGUGUAAUAUUCCAGUAGUGAUAUUUUAAUCAAUAUAAACUAAUAAUUGUAAAAACAAAUACGGCAUUUUAACACUUGCCUUUUUUUAUCAUUCGUGGUUGAAGGUCCCUUAAAAAGAAAUAAGCGUUUGCUUGAAGUGCUUGAUAAACAUAGUGAUGAGUGAUGUAUCAUGUAUAAUAAUAUUCAUUUCAAACCUUUGAAUCAUUUACAUGAGACAUUUAAUGUAAUAAUUAAUAACACUAAAUCAAAUGUUAUAUUGUUAUCCAAAACAAUACAACAUAAACUAUUGUAAAAACAGAUUAAUACAGAGUGCCUUGGUUUAACAAACUUUAGUUCACAUUGAUGAUUCGCAAUGUUGUUUGUUAAGAAAUCAUUUUAUUAAUAUUCUCAUUAAGUAAUAUUAAUGUUGUAUUACACAUAAUUAUGUUGUGUGAAUGUAGUUAUUUUUAAGUUAUUUCAUGUUGUGUGGAAUACCCUAACACACAAUAAAACAGUCACAUAUUUGAACAUUUGAGAAUGCAUAUUUUGAUUAAAAUGACAAAUUAAAUAUUGAAUUGAUAACCA